Messenger RNA from Branchiostoma belcheri (Belcher's lancelet), 1095 nucleotides. RefSeq names its product mediator of RNA polymerase II transcription subunit 19-like. The transcript has 8 exons. Gene Ontology annotation, biological process: positive regulation of transcription by RNA polymerase II. Gene Ontology annotation, molecular function: transcription factor binding; transcription coregulator activity. The coding region runs from base 29 to 802 and encodes 257 amino acids. Gene Ontology annotation, cellular component: mediator complex. Lineage: Eukaryota; Metazoa; Chordata; Leptocardii; Amphioxiformes; Branchiostomatidae. The record is from RefSeq and is a predicted model, not a curated record.
CCUCCUGAAUGGUAUCGCCUGUUUCAAAAUGGCGGGCGACGAAAGAUGGAAUUACGGCAAUAUGGACAUGUAUUUGCCACAAAAUCCGCCCUCUAGUGGCGCUAUUUCACAAAACUAUAACCAACAAACAGAACCCCUGCCUCACAGAACAGACGGAGAACCGCCAGUCACCCAGAAUGGCCAGGCAACUCACGAAGAUUCGGCGUUCUACCUCCUAAAAGAUAUGCCAGGCAUCCCCAGACCAGGUGGGCCUCAUCAUGUGUCACCUGGUGCACAAGCUGCAGUAGACAUCACGGGCAGUGUAAACCUGAUCCAGCACCACGGCCUGGAGCACUCAUUCCACAAGUUCUGUGGCAAGAAAGUCAAGGAGCCUCUCAGCAAUUUUUUGCCAAACUUACCGGGUUUUAUAGACACACCAGGGUUGCAAGAUGGAAGCAGUCUGAGGUCACUCAUUGAGAAACCACCCAUAGUUGGAAAGGAGCUGUAUCAGUUGUCAGGACCACAACUUCAGGGCUUCAGGUUACAUCCAGGGCCGAUCCCAGAGCAGUACAGAUUACUUCACCAGCAGCCUCCAGCCAAGAAGAAACAUAAAAACAAGAAGCACAAGCGUGAGCACAGUAAGACCAGUGAGGGUAUGUCAGUCCAGGAUAGCUCUCAGAGCCACACAGAUGGGGGAGCAAGCAGCACGGCAAGUGGGGAAAAAGAGAAGAAAACCAAGAAGCAGAAGAAGCACGAAGACAGCGAAAAGAAAGAGAAGAAGAAAAAGAAAGAUAAAAAGAAGAAAAAGACUGGGAGCACCUGAGAAGCAGUCUUUCUACUGAAGGUGUCAUUGUAUAAUAUCUUUGCCAGUCAGAGGGCAGCUAGAGCACAGACCCAACCACCUGUCAAUCAUUCAUGCAAAUUACAUGCAAAUUAUUUACUCAUCAUGCACUAGAUAGAGUUUCUUUUGUUUGUGGAGUCAUAGUAGGAGAGAAAAUUUCAACGAUGCACUUGAGGGACAUUUUAUAAUAUGGUGGGCAUUCCAAAAGUUAUGUUUUCAUCCUAGUUUUGCUGACCUUAUUUUGAAAGCUUGGUGCUCGUUUCAUUUCCAUGCUU